GAAAUCACUCAUUUUUCUUUCGCUCCUCGCGUUGCUCAAACGGAGCGGGAGGCCAGCGCCCUUGCACAAACUUGGUAAAAAUGAACUCGGCGACUCCCCUGUUGUCCACCAAUCGAUGGUCAACGUCUUACACCAAGUUUCCUCCUCUGGUUCUCAGAAAUGACAGGAGGCGCAGAGGCACGAAGACAAGCUUGCGAACCAAGAUACAAAUUCCCCUGCUGUGCUACGCGCGUUUGAUGGUGACGAUGGCAUACUUCUCUAUCUUCCCAUACGUAGCCCAGAUGGUACAGUACAAUGGCAGUCCACGCGAGACUGAUAUCGGCUUACACGCAGGUUUCUUUGAAUCACUCUUCUUGGGGGGACAAGCCUUGACAUCGAUAUUCUGGGGCACCUUGGCAGAUAGGUUUGGUGCCAAGACCAUGCUUAUAUGCAUCCUUCUUGGCACGACUAUCGGUUCGUUGCUCUUCGGAUUUACUUCGUCGCUCUGGCAGAUGGCGCUUUGUCGAUGCUUCAUGGGAAUUGUAUCAGGCGGCGACGUCGUCAUCAGCGCCAUAAUCGGAAAACGAUGUCAGACGGGAACAGAGGCUACUCGCGGAUUCAGCUUGUCUUCCUUUGCUGGAAAUAUUGGAAUGGCCUUUGGACUUCUGAUUGAUCACGCUCUUAUCAACCAUGUGAGCCAAUACUCGACCAUCCUCAAAACUGUCAGUUUGUUUGAGCAACAUCCGUUUUGUCUUCCUGGAAUCGCGAUGUGUGUCAUGAGUGCAACUUGCGCCAUUGUAGUUACACUCUUCGUGGAGGAUGUCGAAGAAAAGGCCAACGGAGUCGCGAACGACCCUUCCUCUACGAGCUCUCUGCUACCAGCCUGGACAUUCCUCCGUGAGCUGGUCAGGUCCCGUGGUGUCAGUAACACACUUUCGUCGUUUGUUCAUAUCAGCUUGUUUGGAUCUGCCUUCACGGCUGUGGCAGCUCUCGCGCUCUACACAGAUAUUAGACAAGGCGGCCUGGAAUUCCCGGGUCACGAAAUCACGCUGUACAUGGUCUUUCAGGGCGCUGCCGCGGCGUGCUGGCUGUUCUUGAUAUACCCAGCGUUGUACCGACUUUUUGGUACACAGAACAUUAUCUCAUCAGGCCCAGUUCCUUUUCCUUUCUUCCUUUUGAGUUUCAUCAUCAUGAACGCAUUUCUUUGCCCUAGUAGCGAAGCUGGUUUCUUCAUCUUUCGGGUCGUCUUGGGCGUGAUGACAUUCAUGGGGCCUGGCAUCUAUAUGAUAGUUACGGCAGUCCACGUUGGCUUGCAAGAAGUAUCGCCCAGUCCUCGAAAGCUUUGCUUGCUCAAUGGAGUCGCAGAAGCGGCUUCGUGUCUUGUACGAGUGAUAGUCUUAGCGAUAGGCAUUGUGAUUCAUACCUUUUGUAAUUAUCAGAGUAUGCCGGGAGGGUACCUCAACUGGGUUAUCUCAUUACUGAUUGGGUUGUCUUUGGCUGUAUUGAUAUGUCCUCCUCGGAUGCGACUCAUCCGAGGUUAA
Molecule: messenger RNA, 1520 nt
Organism: Fusarium redolens
Lineage: Eukaryota; Fungi; Ascomycota; Sordariomycetes; Hypocreales; Nectriaceae
Product: major facilitator superfamily domain-containing protein
Exons: 2
Coding region: 81-1520 (479 amino acids)
Biological process (GO): transmembrane transport
Molecular function (GO): transmembrane transporter activity
Source: RefSeq, a predicted model, not a curated record